UGCAACUGCCAUUUUGUUUUUCAGUUGAAGAUCCAUUGCAGCUAUGGUUGUUCUUGUGAAAAUGGCAUUAUUCGACGUUUAGAUAUUGCCUUAUAGUGUGUUUUUUCCCUUAAAUUUAAAGACGGUCUUGUUGAGAAGUAGUGGAUGGUAGUGUAAAAUACCAACUUUCCUUGUAUAUUGUAAUUUAAUUGUUCUUGUUUACGUUAGGGUCCUCUGGCCGACAGAGUUCUAUUAGAUUGGUACUGUAGCUAGCUAGUUAUCUCGGUGGCAAAAUGGCGGCGAAUACGACCCAGACAGCUCCAGCUGCUAACUGGUCGUAUGACGCAGCAGCAGGUCCAGAGGGCCAGACAGUCUCGGAAAACCCAGAGUGGGAGAAGGCCAGACAGGCACUGGCCUCCAUUAGCAAGACCCAGAGCGCCACCAAGACCGCUCAGGCCGACCGGACCACAGCACAGGCUGGUCAGUUUCAGCCUGGAGUAACUGAGUCAACAGCCAUACAGCAGCAGCAACAGCAGCAGUACUACCAACAGUGGUACCAACAGAACCAGCAGCAGCCGUAUCCUGGGUACACCUACCCCUACAAUUACUACUACCCCAUGGCUCCGGGCCCCUAUGGUGGUGGUGGCUAUCCUCCUCAGGGCCAGUAUGGUGUACCUCCAGGACCUUACCCUUCUCCCACCACUCCAACUGGACAGCCUCCAUCCCUGCCUGUGAUGGAGGACCAGUCCUCCAGCUACCCCUCUCAGCCCCAACCCCCUCCUCCUGCUGCACCUCAACCACCCCCCCAGAGCCCCACCAGCUCUGAGCAGCCCCCACCCCCCCCUCCCCCAGCCAUCCCUCCCCCUCCCAACUCCCAGUACCCCCUUCCUCCAGGGCAGAACUCCUACAACCCCAUGCCCUACCCCAACAACGAUCCCAAUCAGAUGAGAGGUUACAACCACAACCAGGGCAGGCCCAGCUAUGGACAGAGCUACCAGACUCCGAACUCAUACCAGCAGCAGCAGAAUAACAACCAACACCAGCAACAAGGACAGGGUCAGUAUGGACCAGGAGCUGGGAGAGGAGAGGCCAACAAAAACAAGAACCAUCAACAACAACUGCCACAGCAACAGCAGCUCUGGCACCGCAUGAAACAGGCACCUGGAGCAGGUACGAUGAAGUUCAACAUUCCCAAGCGACCCUAUGUCAUGACCAAUCAGAGUUUCCCUCCUGGGGAACAACCCACUGGAUUGGCUGCUACUCCUUCCUCCCCAGCUGCUGCUCCUGCUGCACCUGGCGGUGCCCAGACACGGCCCCAGGACUGGCCCCAGGCGAUGAAGGAGUAUGUUCAGCGCUGCUUCACAGCCUGUGAGAAUGAGGAGGACAAGGACCGCACCGAAAAGGGGCUGAAGGAGGUCCUACAGAAAAGACUACAGGAUGGGUCUGCCUACACCAUCGACUGGGACCGGGAGCCUCUGCCUGAACUGAAGGCCAAGCAGUCUCGCUGGGAGGCUGUACCCACCCAGAGGACUCUGGAGAGUUCUGUGGGUCGUGGUGGGGCUACGCGUGGCAGGGGUGGCGGGGCCAGGCUGGGGCACUACAGGAACGUCUUCUCCCAGAGAAGCCCCUCAUCCAGCUCCUCAGGCUCCUCCUCUCGCUCCCCCUCUCCCUCCCACAGCCGACACAGGGACCGCAAUGGCCAGAGACAUAGACGCAGUGACUCUGAGUCCCAGUCGGACAGCAGCAUGUCCAGUGACCUCCGAACCCAGCUUCCCCGGCGCAACCAGAAAGGAGGGCGUGGCCGUGGGGGCGACAGGGACCGAGGCAGAGGGGGUGGAGAGAGGGGACGAGGAAGGGGCGGAAGAGGCAACAGAGGACGGAGAAACAUGGAUGACGCUAACUCCACCGUCCUGGGCAAGAAGAGGAAAGGUGGGAACGCCGGCCUGGACUUCCACGACCCCCACCGAGAGGCCAAGAAACAAAGCCGAGCGGCACGCUUCCACAACACCAAGAUGCGUUCAGAGCCCCUGGUGCUGUCCAUCAACAACCUGGAGCUGCCCAAGGAGGACCUGAGCUGGGACGACUGCCCCAUCGUGGGCACCUGCCAAGAGAUCACCAAGAUCUACCUGAGACUCACCUGUGCCCCCGACCCUGCCACCGUGCGUCCCGUAUCUGUGCUGAGGAAGUCUCUGUUGGCUGUGAAGGCCCACUGGAAGACCCGUCAGGACUACCCCUACGCCUGUGAACAGAUGAAGUCCAUACGACAGGACCUCACGGUUCAAGGAGUUCGUACAGAGUUCACAGUGGAAGUAUACGAGUGCCAUGCACGCAUCGCUCUGGAAAAGGGCGACCACGCAGAGUUCAACCAGUGCCAGAUGCAGCUGAAGGCCCUGUAUAAGGACAACCCAUCAGAGAACAUAGGGGAGUUCACUGCUUACAGACUACUCUACUAUAUCUUCACUAAAAACUCUGGAGACAUCACGACUGAGCUGGUGUACCUGACUGCGGCGCUGCGGGCGGAUGAGUGUGUGUCUCACGCACUCUCCCUCCGCGCCGCCUGGGCUCUGGGAAACUUCCACCGGUUUUUCCAGCUCUACCGGAGAGCCCCACGCAUGGCAUCCUACCUCAUAGACAAGUUUGUAGAGAGGGAGAGGAUGAUCGCUCUCAGGGCCUUAUUCAAAACAUUCAGACCAGACUUGCCGGUGGAGUAUGUGCAGUCCAGUCUGGGCUUCCUUUGUUUAGACUCUUGCAUGGCCUUCCUCACAGGCCUGGGGGUCACCUUCUUCCCCUCUGACCCCAGCAAGAUAGACUGCAAGACCAGCUCAGCCAGUCUGGCAGCCUCCUGAGGGGGUGGGGGGUUUACCGGGGAGGGGGGAAAGCACACUAAAGGGAGAUACUGAGAGAUAGACAGGGUCAGGAAUGUACCCUACAGUUCUUCUGCACUACACUUCAGGAGGGAGACUAGUGGUUAGACUGAAACUACAAUUUAGUCCUGUAGAAAGAGGGAGAUAUGCACUAGGACCCACUAAAUCACUUAAGGCUGAAAUUCAGUGAGGAUCCCACCCGCAGAUGCAAUGUGCUCACAGAUAUGGACUGAAUAACAAGAGUGGGGCAGAUUAUCUGCAUACAUGCUGCACAUCAAAUACAUUUAGAUUAGCUUAGCCCCACACAUCUCGGAUCAGCUCAAGAUAUUAAUUAUACCUUCGACUUAGAACAUUUUAAUGACGAACAGAUGAUGUUAGGCAUUAGUUCAAUUUAAGACCCGAAGAUCAAGCACCAACUCACACAGAUCAGAGAAGAGUGUAGCCUCAAGGUCUCCCAUCCACUAUCGCUCUCAGAAGUUUUAAGCUAACAGUGUUCUGUUAUGUUUUUCCUUCCCUCAAGUCAACAGCCUCAAACUCAUGUGAAGACGAGCCUUGAGAACCCAAGGGAGGGAGAUGAAAACGAAAUGAGCUAAAGUUAUCCCUCAAGCCCUCAUCCAACAGGCUGCUCAUCCACUCCAAAACCAAACCGUCAACCAGAGAAGAGGUUUGUCUGUUCAGGUGUUCAGCUCUAGAGACUGUGCUAGCCCUUUGCUGCCUUCAGGAAGCCUUCGUGAUCCAGCGUCCAAUCCGGGAGAGGAGGAGAUGGUGGUUUGUAUGUCCUGUCCCCCCUUCCCUCAAGCUGUCUACGAUUGGCGAUCUGGUGGGGAAAGUUACCCCCACUUCCUGUUCCUGCCUAGCCCUGCACACUUGUCACCCCUGAAAGGUAUUGACUGAGAAAUCUGAAGGUUCUGAUUGGCUCCUUGCCCAGGUUGGCCACAUCCAUCCUUACCCCACAGUUGUCUGCUACCCACAGUCCCCUGCUUCAACAGUCGUCACCCAGAGUUCACCAAAGUUUGACCACAAAGUUUACAUCCCAGUUAUAUCUGCUCUCUAAUAUAGUAGAGCUCCAAGCCUGGUGUCUAGUCCUUUCUGGUAGGCAUUGACUUAUAAAGUGUGAUGGUGGAUACAGUCCCCUAAUAUUUACCAAGAAUGGCCUCUGCAAUCCCUCGGUAUGUGUCCAGGAGGCAGGAUAUCCACCUAUAGUCCAUCUAUCCCCUGAGAGCAGAUAAGGAGGCAGUCUCCCACCCCUUAAGAGUACCAAAUAACCAAGUUGAGGCUCUGAGCGAGCCUGUGGUGUUUCCUGAGUUAGCCGAUCAACAGCCCCCUCAGCAGCAUGGAAUAGCAGUCGUCAAGCACUCCCACCACACAGGAAGAAGUCAGCUCCAUCAAGAUGGUGGCAAAGUCUUCACCUUCAAAUAUGGUGGCUGGUUCAGUCCCGCCACGCAACAGAUGGAGAUGAGAUCGCUGUCUGUGCAGAUGGCAGCAACGUCUGGGUUUGUAUGCUCCACACUCCGUUCAGUAAGGCUGAGUAUGUAUGUAUGUAUGUAUGUAUGUAUGGCUGGUAAGAAAAAGGACUCUUGGUGUGCUGGAAGGAGGUGGAGGACAGCACAGCAAAGAUCACCUGGUAUUCACUAUUGGCUCAUUCACAAACACUAACCAUUGGUUUGGGUUAAGGUGUAUGAUAUCAAGUCUGUGGUAAUUGCUUAAAUUCCAUCCACGUGAUGAUAGUGUGUCUGAAAUUGUGAUAUAAAAUGAAGGGUGCCAGUAUUAACCCUUGGAGAACACCCCUCAUUUGCAAGACAUUGAUGAAGCCAAACUGUCAAAUUAUGCAGGUGCAGAUGCCUUUUAAACCUGAAUUUGUGUAACUGUCUCCUCAAUUGAAAAUUCACAUUCUGCCACAAAACAUUAAUUUAGGACAUUAAUGUUGGCGGCUAAAGCAUAAGACUCUGCUUAUCAAACGUUUGUCUGUAAUCAAAUAAUCUGCUUAUAUAUUUAAAGCUAAGAAAUCACCAUGUGAUAUUAUUAAAACCCCAUUGCAGACAUUUUGGUUUUCAGUAAAGGUGAGAGUGAAGGAUUGUAGAGUAGUUAUUUUGGGGUCCUAUCCAGCAGUUAUACAUUAGGCUACAUCCCUGUGUAUACUCUUGAUAAGAUCUGAUGCGAGAAGAUUAGUGUGGAGAGUUAAUUGUAAAUCAACAUAAUUGUCAAUACAUAAAUAGAACCUAGAAAUGGGAACAUGAGUUGGUGAUAUCAGUUGAUCUAAUAUCAGCAUAUAUACCCCUUGUUUUCAGGCAUGACCUUGAAGGGUAUUAACUUGAUUCACAUCAAAGCUCUGGGUAUUUUAGUGAGUUAAGUUCCAUUGCAGAGAUAUCAAAUGUAUUUGUCACAUGCACUGAAUACAACCGGUUCAGACUGAAAUGCUUACCUACGAGCCCUUUCCCAACAAUGCAGAGUUACAAAGGAAGAAAAAUGAUAUAAAUACAAAAAGGAUUUGGUAACACAAUAAAAUAACUAACGAGGCUAUACACAAGAUAGGACUCAACUUUCAGGAUGAACAGAAGUCUGUGCUGUAACAAAUGUCCUGUGUGAUCAUCUAUAGAGUCGAUGUGUCAGUAUCUAAUGUACAUGGUUAUGGAUUCAGUUGGCCUUUUUUCUUCUCAGUAACUGUAUUCGUUGGUCAUUUUGACAUGUUUUAUGUUUACCAGGGCAAGUGUAAUUUUGACAAACAUAUGGUGAAUGAGAAGCUGAAGCAUUUUAGAUAUGGGUAAUAAACAAUUAAUUAUUUAAGACAAUUGAUGUGAAUAUGUAAAUUGUAAUUACAAAUCUAAGAAGUUGGAUGAUUUGGAAUACAUUUCCUGUUUUUGAUAUUGCCGUGGAUUUAAAUGGGGAAUUGAUAGUAACUGCUUUUUGUAGUGCAAACACUUGCGUGAUUUCUACCCUAUAUUUUUGACUGCUUAUUCAAGUGUGCAGGACAGAAGGUGUAUAUUUUGGGCUUUUACAGGGAUUGAAAAUGGGAUAUUUGCUGUAUAAACCAAAUAUUUUUCUUGACAGAUAUGCACACAUGGUUGACCACUUUCAUUUCUUACUCAUUUUUUAAAUGCUCAUCUUCUGUAAACCCAUUUUUCUUUUUAGAUUUUAUUUAAUGCAUUUCUGUCAUCUCAACCUUUCUGGCUCUCUGUACUCAUGAACCCCUUAGAUCAGUGGUAUUCAAAGACAGCAUCUCAACCUUUCUGGCUCUCUAUACUCAUGAACCCCUUAGAGCAGUGGUAUUCAAAGUCAGCAUCUCAACCCAUGAGGGAACUGCAGUGGGGUCGCUAAAAUGCGAAAACAUUCAUUCGUCAUUGUAUGGGACAAUAUAGAAACGUUUUUGAGAAAGAUCAUUUGAAAAAUCUAUUUUUGAGUAAAUGUAUUUAUUGGUUUAUUUUCAUUUCGAUGAGAUUAACAUGAAUUGAAGGUCAGUAGCUUUGGAAAUUCUUCAGGCCACAAUUUUUUCCCCCCCAGGAAUUCUGGGGGAAAAAUUGGUUUCCCCACUGAAAAAGUUUGAAUAUCACUGCAUUAGAGAUAAGUAAUGUACUAAAACCACUACACAACAUCCUGAUGGCAAGAGAAAGGUUUGGUUGAAGGCACUGCACUCCAAUCAGCCAAGAAACAAACUGUUACUGUUUGUGUUGCUCAAGUCUCCCGUUUGUCAAUUUCUUUGGAAGUAGUUUGUCAAAGAGCAAACCCGGACCUGUUUCAGAUUAAGUGGUUUGGCUGGUGUGAGUCAGUGCUUUGAUAUGGGAACAUAUCAAUAUGGUACCGUCAUUAUGUUGUUAAUAUUCUUAAUGAUUGGAUUGAGAGCCUGUGAGAGAGAGAUGUCAUAUAUAUAUAUAUAUAUAUGACAUGACUGCAGGAUCAGUUUCAAUAUGAAUGUCUGGAUGAGUGAUCAGUCUUCUCAGCAUCCCUUCUACCCAUUUAUAGAUCCCUUUGUGUCAUUUGACUGGCACUAUUUUGUGUGAUAUGUGCUCUUGUUUUGGUCACUUCUGUCAUUAAUCAGAAGUUGUACUCAUGACUCAACUUGUCCCUUCUCUCUUCAUCUUCCUAUCCUCUGUCCAACUUUACUUUUCCCCACUCCCUUCACCAGUUCCUUUCUCUUAUUUUUCUUCUUGCAGUACUGCAUUACAGGAGCAAAAGGAAUGUGAAAAGAGAGCACCUCCUCCCAGCCUCCAGAAGCAAGCUGGAGAGAGGGAAAAGUGUGAGAAAUGCAAGACUUGAUACUGCCAACUCAAGUUCAAGCCAUUUUGUCAAUAUGACCUGAUGUUGCUGUGUCUUAUCCAUGGGAGCCUGACUUCAAUUGUUUUAGUCAAGUCUUUUGAAUGUGUUUUAUUUGACUAUUCUUAACUUGAAUCAAGAAAACAUUCGAUGUCAGAUUUUUUUCCACUCAAUCUAUAGUUAGUAAGGUUUGCCAGAAAUCUAUGUCUAUAGUUAUGAUGGUUUAGAGGUAUUGGCCUUCCUAUGUGUUAAUGUAUACUGUUUGUCCAGAAACAUUUGCAUGCAUUCUUGUUUUUCAUAACCAUGGUGUUCUCUAGAAAUUGAUUUGUCAUUAUGUCAACAUCUCAAGUACAGAUCAAUAUUUGGAAAGGCAACCUUUUUUGGUCAGUUAAUAUUUGGAAUCUCUGUAACCUCAAUGCAUUUUGUCAGAUGCCUCGUGGUCUACCUGUAAAUUAAUUUGCCUGCAUUUGGUAUUUAUCGUAAUACAUUGGGAGUUAUUUUAACUUGGAAACACAUUAAUAAGUAUCUCUAGCAUUUUUGGGAUUUAAAAUGGAUCUGGACAUACAGCAUACAAUUCAUUCUAGAUAUAAAACAAAUCUUAUCUACUUAUAUUUGGCCACAUUCCUGUCAGUUUUGAUUAGUCCGGUGGUAGUUGGCUCCCAUAUCAGAAUGUUGCUCUCUCUUGCUCUGUACCUUUCCUAAACAGGAUGCUUCUCUGUCUUGUCUCUGUUGAUUUCAGACACCUCUUCAACAGUGAAGUCAAGUUCAUGUAGCGUGCUAUCUCCUGGUCAGAUAUUUAACAUUGCAGAACCUCUCAUAUCUCACAUUGAUGCUUUAGUUCUGAUACAUUCAUAUUUUUUGUUCAAUGACAGUUUAUAACUGUACAUUUCCAUUUAACUAACAAUGCUUCUCCUUUUUAAAAUGUGCUCCUCCUCUUACUCUCUCAACUGUUCCUUCUGACACCUGUGGGUUUGUUUUUUUCCUCUUGAACUUCUUGAAGCCCAUCACUGUAACUCCUGCCUCCAUUUGUCCUAUUAGACUGCACUUGAACUAUUCCCUUUUCUUACUUCAGCCUGAUGCAUCGGUUCAUUUUUAAUUCUUCACUGUCUUUAGUGGAUUUGUUCUGUUGCUCCUUCUCUCCUCACUCUUCUUACCUGCAUGUGUCCCCUCCCUCUUCCCUUCUAUCAGAAUAUCUCCUUUCUCCACCCUCUUCAUGUUGAGUAUCUGUUUGCUAGUGACUUGUUGCUGUGUAACUAUCCAUUCUCGGUAGUAAGUAUUGCUUCUACGCUGCUCAGGUGGUUUCUGUUGCAGCUAGCUGAAACUAAAGGAUAUACUUGCAAAAUAUCCCUCCCCAGUCUCAACCCUCCCUGGAUUGUAUUUGAAAUGAAAUACUCCCAUUUUGUAAAUACUGUGUACAUAUGUAUUUUUUUCUUGAACCUAAUAAAAUAAGUUUAGAAAUAA
This is a messenger RNA of Oncorhynchus kisutch (coho salmon), 8552 nucleotides long. RefSeq names its product leukocyte receptor cluster member 8 homolog. Gene Ontology annotation, cellular component: nucleus. Bases 273 to 2825 code for a protein of 850 amino acids. The record is from RefSeq and is a predicted model, not a curated record. The transcript is spliced from 15 exons. Lineage: Eukaryota; Metazoa; Chordata; Actinopteri; Salmoniformes; Salmonidae.